CAACAAAGCUCCUUUAUCUUCUCGUCUGUCGAGCUUUCAGCGAGCCCAAGGAGAGAGCAACGCACAAGAAACACACGAUCGAGCUGGUGAGCAGCGCCGAUGGCUGGAACGGAGUGGUGCUGGCCGCUGCCGGCGUGGAUGGGCUCCGGCGCGGCGUGGUUCGUGGCCCUCAACCUCGUCGUGGGCGCCAUCUUCGCCCUGUCGUCGCGUGCGCAGCCGCAGUCGCCCUCGCCGCGCCGCGCCGGGAGCGGGGGCGGGAUCACGCGCAGGGCCUCGUCGGCGGUGCUGCAGCGCAUCCGUUCCUUCAGCAUCUUCUCCUUCCCGUCCUCGUGCUUCCACACCGCGGAGCCUAGCCCGGGCGCCACCGCCGCGGCCACCUUCCGAGAAACAGAGGACGCCGGGACGCCGACCAGGAGGUCGCCAGCUACACCGCGUGACCGUGUACCACGCCCACACGCGACGGCAGAGCCGGCGAAAGAGGACGCCGUGGAAGACGAGAACUCGAUGAGCAUGGACGAGGCGUACGCGCUCGCCCUGGCAGGGCGGCAGCGGGCGCCGCCGACGGAGGAGGAGGCGGCCGGGUCCGAGGUGGACGCCAAGGCGGAGGAGUUCAUCCAGGGGUUCAAGGAGGACCUCAGGCAGCAGCGCCUCAACUCCAUCUUCAACUACACCCAGAUGCUCAAGCGCCGCGCCGCCGGCGGCCAGCCGCCUGCCGCACCAGAAUGAUACCGUCGCAUCGCAAGUAUGGUUGUUGGUCUGAUCGUUCCGCCUCCGUGAUGGUUGAAAGUUCAGGCCAACUCAGGAUUGACUUGCUGUCCUGGACGUCGCCGCCGGCACAGCGGCCGGUCUGGUCCACCAUUGAUUUCACAUGUUCAUUGCUCAUUUUUAUUUUUAUUUUCUUUAGAGAGGAUUGCUUGGUGUGUUUGUUUUUAAAAAAGGGAGAGCUAGCCUUUUUGAGUUGCUUGCUCCCGUGCACAUUGGCUUUUUGGUUGUGGGUUUGUGCAGAUUGCUUCUUGUGGGUUUCGUAUUUAUUGGCUUGCACUCCUGUACAUAGGCAUUUUGGAUUGGCUUAUGUGCACUCCAUGCCGUUUUCUUUUGUUGUAAGCACAUUCUUUUAUUUGUUUGUAUGUAUAACCUGAAAGUCCACAGUCAA
Messenger RNA from Triticum aestivum (bread wheat), 1153 nucleotides. RefSeq lists its product as uncharacterized. NCBI's taxonomy places the organism in Eukaryota, Viridiplantae, Streptophyta, Magnoliopsida, Poales, Poaceae. The coding region runs from base 100 to 726 and encodes 208 amino acids. The record is from RefSeq and is a predicted model, not a curated record. The transcript has a single exon.